AUGUACACACGUGCAUGUAAAGUGAUGUAUGCUUGCUCUCAACUGAACUACUGAAGUCAGGUCUUGUAUAUGCCCACUGCACCUGCCUGCGCCUAUGCGUGCAUGUGGGUUCUUGCCACUGUUACUGGCUUCUUAUAUCUAGACCAGUAGCCGCCACUUCUGCCUCUUUUUAUACCAGUCCCGGUGCUGCGGAACACACAGAGCGAGGUAUCUAGAGACAGAGAGGGCUGUGUGGAGAGAGAGAGAGAGAGAGAUCGAUGGAGAUGAGAGCGAAGAAGAGCAGCAGAAGCAGCACGAGCAACACCAGCGGCAGCACGACGACCACGGCGGUGGAGAGGAAGGAGAUCGAGAGGAGGAGGAGGCAGCAGAUGAAGAGCCUCUGCGCCAAGCUCGCCUCCCUCAUCCCGAAAGAACACUACUCCUCCAAGGAUGCUAUGACCCAGCUGGGUAGCCUAGACGAGGCAGCCACGUACAUAAAGAGACUCAAGGAGAGGGUGGAGGAGCUGCGGCACAAGAGCGCCUCUGCACGGCUCUUGGCCGCUGGCAGUGGCACGAGACGAGGCGGAGGAGGAGGAGGCGCCUCCACAUCGUCGGCAGCGACGACCACGGCGAGCGGUGGCGCAGGAUCAUCUGAAGAAGCCGGCCGGCGGGAGGACGACAUGCCGCCGGCGGUGGUAGAGGUUCGGCAGCACAAUGACGGGUCAAGCCUGGACGUGGUGCUCAUCAGCAGCGCGGCGCGACCCUUCAAGCUGCACGAGGUGGUCACCGUGCUGGAGGAAGAAGGCGCCGAGACCGUCAACGCCAACCUCUCCGUCGCCGGCACCAAAAUCUUCUACACCAUCCACUGCAAGGCCUUUUGCCCAAGAAUCGGUAUAGAUGUUUCAAGAGUUUCUGAAAGAUUAAGAGCAUUGGGAUGAUACUAGACUGAUAUACAUAUUGCUAAUUAUAUAUGACCAAGGCGCAUAUCCUUUUUUAUGCUGUCUCAUUCUUUACUGUGCGAAAAGUCUCCGAGGUCCAUUCGUUACCAAAAGUUAUAAUACAUGAUAGAAAUUUUUUUUUUUGCAAACACAACUGUAGAUUGUUACGUUGUAAGCAAGGUUGCUACAGUUUGUAGUAUAUGAAUAUUUCGAUCGAUAAAAUAGGAAUAAAACAAAAUCAACUUAACCUUUCAAAUGGAAAGGAGAGCAUGCAGAUUGCCCCCGUGUGAUGAUCAUAUGAGCGCCGGACCGCCGGUACCACCACAUGAAAACAUAUCCGGUGUAUAUGACUCUUUGGUGCAUAUAUAGUGUACAUAAACUAGCAAAGUUGACAAAAAAUUCUGAAAAAAAUUAUAUAUAUUGUUUCCAUCUUACUCCAAUUAUAUAUAAAAUUUCAAGUUUAAAUUUAUUAUAUUUUAGGUGUAAUGAAAAAAAUAGAAUUUGUGACAAGUUUAAAUUAGAAAAUUGGCUAAAUGUUCUCUUUUUUAUUACUACUAAAAUUUAAUGAAUUUGAACUUAAAAUUUUGUAUAUAAUAGGAGUAGUAGGAUGGAAAAAAUAUGUAUGAAUUUUUUUCAGAAUUUUUUUGUAAAAUUUGUUAGUUCAUGUGUACCAUAUGUGUGCCAAAGACUCUUGUGCAUAGGCUAGCUAGCUAGGUUCCCAUUUAUAAUAAAAUGUUUCUAAGCUUACAUAUAUCUACUUUGCUAUAUUGUAGUCCCUCCGUCUAAGCUUACGUAUCUACUUUCUAAGCUUAAAUAUAAACCCUAAACCCACGCUCGGCCGCUCACACAAACGGCAAAGGAACCAACUGGCCUACCGCCCAGUCCCUAAGAGCAAAUACAAUAUUUAUAUAAAUUUUAGCUCUCUAAAUCACAGAUUUAAAAAGUUGCUAAAUAGCUUUUAGAGUAAAAAAUGUGAGUUCUCCAAUAGUUCUCUAAAUAUAGGUUGUAAUUUUGUUUUGUAUUUAUCCACAUAAAAAAUAAGUCACAAAAACUAUAUAAUGCAGUCAACAUUUUUAUUUAGCGAGUUGUUAAAUGGUUGCCAAAUGUAGAGAGAAAAUAAGGUUAGAUGACAAGUUGUUAAAUUUAGAAAGUUUAUUUAGAAACUGUUGGAGAAUAAUUUUUAUGUUAACUAACUAAAUUAUUGAUUUAGAAAGUCUUUUAAAGAACUACUGGAGUUGCUCUAAAAGGGGACCGAUUACAGGUGCUUGCAUUGUAGACGUAAAACGUGCCAAAAGUAUAUAUCGCUAUUGGGCCUGCCCAUGCACUUCCUUUUUCCGUAAACAAGCAAAGGUUCAUGGGCUGAGGAGAUAUUUCUGACUACGAAGGGAAUCAUCCAUCCACGGUCCGAACCCAUCGAAUUGCCAACAUUUUUCUUAUAUCAAGAAGCUUCAAUGAUACAGAUAGAUUAUUAUAGCAAAAUGUGGUAUUUUGCUAUAGUUUUCAUUUAUAUUUGAGCAAGAUAUAAAAAAACAAAUAUAUUUGUGUUCUGUUGGCCAUGUAGGUAUGAAUAUAGGUUUGAAGCCAACAAUCAUGGUUUAAAUCUCCAUUAAUGUAUAAUUUUAGUUUUUACCAUUUAAAUUUAGAGUAGUACGAUGGAAAACCAUGAAAAUUGGUGUUUUAUAUAGUAAAUAUUAAGUAUAUUGUACUUUUUAUAUUUUUCAGAAGAUGCACACACACAUUUAUGUUUACCACUCCGACAAAGGCACAUGCUCGUAGCUAUCAUUCAAAAAUAUAU
Zea mays is the source of this 2712-nucleotide messenger RNA. RefSeq names its product transcription factor bHLH162. Gene Ontology annotation, molecular function: DNA-binding transcription factor activity, RNA polymerase II-specific; protein dimerization activity; RNA polymerase II transcription regulatory region sequence-specific DNA binding. NCBI's taxonomy places the organism in Eukaryota, Viridiplantae, Streptophyta, Magnoliopsida, Poales, Poaceae. The transcript is spliced from 3 exons. Gene Ontology annotation, cellular component: RNA polymerase II transcription regulator complex. The record is from RefSeq and is a predicted model, not a curated record. Gene Ontology annotation, biological process: regulation of transcription by RNA polymerase II. The coding region runs from base 258 to 917 and encodes 219 amino acids.